Molecule: messenger RNA, 1566 nt
Organism: Ogataea angusta
Lineage: Eukaryota; Fungi; Ascomycota; Pichiomycetes; Pichiales; Pichiaceae
Exons: 1
Coding region: 1-1566 (521 amino acids)
Molecular function (GO): protein binding
Source: RefSeq, a predicted model, not a curated record
AUGUGGCUUGUCGAGUCCCCGGACGAUGGCAUAUUGCAUCUUCUGCUGCCCGACAAAGUGUAUUUAGUUGGACGCAAAAAAGAUGCAGAAUUCCACAUACCGCAUAAGUCGGUGUCGAGGCUCGAAUUUUCGUUCAAGGCUAAAGGCGACACCCUUGAGAUUGCAAAUGUGUGUCCUAGACCAAAGAUAGGUGCUGUGGAGAUCAAUGGUGUCCCUUUGGGACAUGAAGAGGUUUUGCGAUUUAGUUCAGGUACUGGAGGUCUUAGCAUCCGCGGAAAAGGUUUUCUCAUGACAGCUAUUUGGAAGGAUAUGGUUACAAAUGGAGUCUUCCCUGAGCUGCAAAAUGUGGCUCAAACCGAUGAUCGCCAUAAAACUCACUACAUCGUCUCUGGCGAAGAGACAAUUGGUCAGUUAAUCGAGCUAUGUCGUUCCAACCCUGAGAUCAAAAUCAUGGACAAGCAAUGGCUACAACAAAUUAAUUUGUCGGGACUGGAAUCAGAUUUCGAGAAAUAUUGGAAAGAUGAUCCAAUUUGCCUGGCUACUAUUGGAGAAACUUAUACUGACUUGAAAGGCUUGAGUGGUAUUCGCUUCAGAAAACCAGGGCCUUCGGACAUGCUGGUUUUUCGUUUAAAUCGUUAUCAGGAGAAUGUCAGUGGAUUCAGAAAGGUUGUCGACGAAAACACACCAAUCAAGGUGGUUCUCGACUUUAAUCCAUCAGUUGCUGAAGUGGAGGAGAUCGAAAUGUUUGCUGCUGAAGAGCUUCCGUCUGCUAAUCCUGGUGAUAGGGAAACUCACUCUUCAUUGGAUUCUCAACCAAGCCAGAGGCGGUCUAAGAGAAUACCCGGCUCUUUAGGGUCUUCGCAGAUGUUCCUCCCAAAUAUUGACGAUUUUGAAGUUAUAAAAAGCGACCUGCGACGUUCUCCAGAAAAAGACGCGACCCCCACUUCAGCAUCAAAUGAAAUCAAAGCUUCUCCAGGUAAAGAAGCGGUUGCAAAAUUUCAAGCAUUGCUAAAGUCUACUAAUCAUGAAAAACUAAAUGACAAGAACGAGCCAAAUAAUGGCACAAUUGAGUCUAUUCCUACACCUACUUAUGCACCUAAAGACGAAGUUCGUCAUGAGCUGCCUCUGGUCGAAGUUCUGAAAGAGGCAAAAAAGGUGAAAGAAGAAAGCCAGGAUCGGGAGGUGGAUGCGGAGACUUUGCAACCAAAAGUGACAAAAUUUAGUGUUGCCGUCAAAGAAUUCCAGCCGCACCAGUAUAUGGGUGCAAACCCCAAAUGGAAUGGCCGCAAGGAUUACUCCAAUUUCCGUAAAUCCGACAGCGGUGAGCUGAGAGAUGUUGUAUUCGAUGCCAUGGCCUCUUAUAUCCGGCUCAAACCGUCAAGCUAUAACUCUGCUCUCACACGAGAAGGAAUCCAUCUUGAAGAAGAACAAAUUCCCGAGCUUGACCAAGAAUUCGAUUUCCCACGACGCAAACGACCAAUUUCACUACGAUCAGCUGCCAGGGUGCAGCAGCCCGCUAUUGACGACGAUGACGAUAUCCCUGUAUUCAAGUCUUCCCGAAGGUAA